CAGUAGUUAUUUCAGUGGCGGGAUAGGCAAGGAGGUCUCAGAGCUGAGCAGCGUCCGAAGGAUCUGUGCUAUUUUUGACAUUCUGAAGGAUUACGUUAUUGGAGGAUUUUCAUCUGCUCUCUGUGGAUUAAUCUCGUUUCCAGGAUGAGGCUGCUUUCGCUCGCCCUCUUCUACCUGGGCUCCGUCGCCUUCGGGGUGGAGGCUGCCCAGCUGGACGCCGCCGCAGACGUCAAGAGAAAGUGGUCCAGAUGGGCGCUAAGCCGAGCCAGGCGGGAGGCGACGCUCACCAAGGCUGAGGCGAACGUGCCUUCCCUCGUCCACGUCCGGGAGGUGAAAGGCGAGCCCAGCCGCCGUGAGGAGGGCCACAUCCGCCUGAAGCGCCAAGACCCCAAUGCUGUCUUCCACACGCAUUUGCGUGUGUCCUGCAGGAUGGGGACGUGUGCCGUGGCGAACUUGAGAGAUCAGCUCUUCCAUCUUAACAACAAGGAUAAGGACCCAAAUGCUCCUCCCAGGAAAAUAAGCCCACAGGGUUAUGGCCGCAGGCGACGCUCACUCUUGGACAUUCUGGCAGCCUUAAAGAGCAGCAGCUGAAGGAUACUCUGAGACUGGCUGGCCUCUUUGGUUCUCUCUCAGCCCCGAGAGUUGCCGCCACACAGCUCCCCCUUUCCAAGGACUUGUUGCAUUGCAAUAGCUGCCAAAGUAAGCUCCGCAACAGGAACGGGAUCUAUUCAUCUUUCUGUCUGAUUUAAAAUGAUUGUUAUUCUGCCCUUCCUUCAAGAAGCUCAGGGUGGUGUAGGUGGCUGGCCCCUCCCCCAUUCUAUCCUCACAAAGAUGUGUGAGGUAGGUUAGUCAGAGAGGCAGUGACUGGCCCAAGGUAAGCCCAUGGAACCAAAUGGGCAUUUUAACCAAGCUCUCCCAAGUCCUAGGCAACAUUCUGAGCAUUGCACCACACUGGGAUGGGCACUUCUUCAGGGGCCUAGUGGCUACCCACAGGGACAAGAAGCCCAGCUUGGACUAUGUGUGAAGGAAAGAAGAAACCACAUCCUGGGUGAUGUGAUUAUGGGACAUUGUGAUUGUGGAAUGAACACUGCAAGGUGGACUCUGCAGGCACUCUUAUGUGGGCUUUAGAGGGUGACUGACUCUUCUCCACUCCACGUUUGCCUGCCUCCCUUUCUCCCCAAUCCCACCCCCACACGGCAGGGAAUUGGCUACUUGCAAGUCCCUCUCUGGGCAGGGACUGCUUUAUACUUGAAUGGCCUGGCCAGGCAAAGUGCAAUGGACUCAGUGUGUGCUGUGUGGUUUGUGUGCACUUUUGAGGAGGAAUGAAUGACUGGGUGAAUGCUUCAGCAUGAGAGAGAAUCCAUAUUUAAAUAAUUUUCCUUAUCUUGUAUUCUUUUGUUGUUAAAUAACAGAGAUAUUUUUAUAUAUUAUAUAUUUUACAUAAGGGCAUUUAGAACACCCCGCUGUGUAUUCUUUUGUUUUAUUGUUUUAAAAUAAUGAAUGUCAACCUUUUCUUCUCGUUUUUCUGUCUGCAUUUUUCAUGAUUACCUUACCUCUUUGUCCUGUUUUAUUGCAGUCUGGAUUGGUGAAAGAUAUAGAGAAUGUAUCAAACUGUUCUAAGGACAGUAUGUGAAAAUAAAAUACUAUAUAAAGACA
Molecule: messenger RNA, 1656 nt
Organism: Heteronotia binoei (common prickly gecko)
Lineage: Eukaryota; Metazoa; Chordata; Lepidosauria; Squamata; Gekkonidae
Gene: ADM
Product: adrenomedullin
Exons: 4
Coding region: 145-591 (148 amino acids)
Biological process (GO): adenylate cyclase-activating G protein-coupled receptor signaling pathway; positive regulation of heart rate; regulation of systemic arterial blood pressure
Cellular component (GO): extracellular region
Molecular function (GO): adrenomedullin receptor binding; hormone activity
Source: RefSeq, a predicted model, not a curated record